CAAUCCCGCGAGGUCAGAGGUUCUGAAACUUCCUGGUUUCACGAAAGUCGGAGAAAUCUCAGAAUGACUCAGGGAAUCUGUCGUGCGUAAAAUGAGUCAGGUUUUAUUUUGGAUCCGGACGUCUGUUCGUGCCUUCCACCGUCGCCCUCCAUGUGCCUUUCCCGUGGCCAGUAGUCGGCGGAAGUGUGUGAGUUUGUACGCUGUACUGCUGCAGACCACGCUGUUUUUUCUCCGAACUCCCACCGUACCAGCCAGGAUGAGUAUCAUGGUCAGGACUUUAUCGGACGAGGAAACAGGAGAGAGCAAGCCGCCACCAUCUGUCGGCAUUGAGCUUCAGGACGACAUGACGGUCCAGACGGCGCACAUCGGGGAGGUCCACGAGGUUCCGAUACACGUGCUGAUCAGACCCAUCCCUCCCGUACUCAACCAGGAUAAAGUACAGUCCCUCAUGGAGGCCAUCAAGGACCCGGCGCAGAGACAGACGAUCCCGCCCAUCGAUGUCCUCUGGAUUACCGGCAGACAGGGAGGGAAUUAUUACUACUCGUUUGGAGGCUGUCACCGCUACGCUGCAUUCCAGAGACUUCAGGAGGCGACCAUUCCCUGCAAACUCAUCAGGUCCACAGUACAGGACCUCAGGACUUAUCUAGGGGGGUCUACACCUGACUUACUGUAGGGAGGGGGGGGGAGGGUUGAGGGGGGGUCGGUUGCAAUUGGUAACAGUUGGUGAUAUUAUCAUGUAUGGAAUCAAGUCAGUAUGGCUUAACAACUCUUCUCAGUUACAUUUACAUUGUGCAUCAUUGUUCAAAAUAUGUUUUGUUGCCAGGUUGCCCAGUGGGCAACCUCACCCAAAUGCUAGGUUCCACACCCAAAUGCUAGGUUGCACAUCUCAAAGUGGUCUGAAAGUGUAUUUUUUAAGUGUAUUCUUUAAGUUUUUCAAUUGUUUAUUUUGCUUACGUUAGUCUAGAUGACAGGAGUGUAAAGAUUUUCAUACAUGUAGUAAGAAGAUUCGCACACAGAGGAAAAAUUCUUCUGGAAACCAGCGAAUGUGGAUAAGUUGAACAAAAUCAUGAAGAAAAAUUUGAAAGAAUUGUACAUUUUCAUCCUUGGUGCAGUGACAUUGGUAGACCACUCACAUAACACUUGGUUUCUCCACCUUGAAACUAGUUUUAAACUACAACGUAUUCAAGUUUUGCCAAACAGCAUAUGGUUGCACAGCGCAAUUGGGCAACUGGUAGUUUAGCCCAUGUGUAAGCUAAUAUUUUAUACUGUAAAUAUAUUAGGUGAAUUUUGCAUAGGUUUAGAAAUGCUGUAUAAAUGGUGUCUAGUCAUUAUAUUGUAACAUGGACGUGUCUUAGGGUGGACAAAAGGGAGGUACGUUCUAACAUUCUGCCUUUCUUUGGUAAAUGAUCAUUAAGCUUUUUUAAAACUGUGUGUUUUUAAACACGCAUUCACCAUACACUGUGUAUUUUCUCUUUUUCUACCUUCCUGAUCACUUUGAUUAGAAAGAUUCUUUU
Branchiostoma floridae (Florida lancelet) is the source of this 1514-nucleotide messenger RNA. RefSeq names its product sulfiredoxin-1-like. Gene Ontology annotation, cellular component: cytoplasm. Gene Ontology annotation, biological process: cellular response to oxidative stress. Gene Ontology annotation, molecular function: sulfiredoxin activity. The transcript has 3 exons. NCBI's taxonomy places the organism in Eukaryota, Metazoa, Chordata, Leptocardii, Amphioxiformes, Branchiostomatidae. The coding region runs from base 92 to 673 and encodes 193 amino acids. The record is from RefSeq and is a predicted model, not a curated record.